AUCGGAUGCCAAUCCUCCUCUUUUUGCGAGGAAGACUGGCCCUGGGCUAACAUCCGUCCCCAUUUUCCUCUACUUUAUAUGGGACGCCGCCACAGCAUGGCUUGACAAUAGGACACCCCCAGGAUCCAAACCUGAGAAUCCCAGGCCACCGAAGCGGAGGCCGUGCACUUGACUCCUACGCCACCAGGCCAGUCCCAAGCCUGAGUCUUUUUGACCCUAGAACCAUUAUUACUGCCCCUACCGCCUCCCCCCUUUUAAAUAGGAAUAUAGAUGAAGAGAGUGCAGGCCUGGCCCUGCAGAACGCUGGCAGUUUGGUGGGAGUCACAGAACAUUUUACCAGGGUGAAAACGCAGGGCUGAGGUAGAGGGAGGUAUGAAGGAGCAUCGAGACUUCUUGAACUGCCCCUCAAUGGUAGAGUGCUCCCCAGAGAAGGUGCUGUUUGCAAUUAGUGUCCAAGGAUAGUGAGCAGUUUGUUAGAGGGACGGGGAGGAAGGGCAUGUCUCAGGAGAGAGACGUGUAGUGGUACAGAGGCAAGAGAGCGUUGGGCGCAUCUGAGGGUCUGCAAGAGAUGUCACGAGGCUGGAGCGCAGAAUGUGUGUGGAAGUGUGGCCAGAGAAGGGGAGGUGACAAGGCAAGGGGUCAUUUCAGAAGUAGCCAGGGACCAGCGGUGAGGACUUCAUGUUUUUUCCAGUGGGUGAUUGGGAGCUGGUGAAGAGUGUUAACCAAAGGAAUGAUACCAUCACAUUUGUAUUUUAGAAAAUUACUCUGGUUGCAGUGUAGAGGUUAAUUUAUUUUUUAAAAGGGUAGGGGGAUGGAGGCAUGGAAGCAGUCUUAAAACGAACAGCAAAAUCCUUCCAUAGUCUUUUUGUCUCUCAAAGCUACUAUCUCCUGUCACUGCCUUUGGGGGUGGGAAGCACAGUGGAAGCAGAAUUGUAGAAGGAAUGUUUCUUCUCCAGGUCUCACCUUCCGUGCAUUCCUCCACCUGUGGCUGCCAGGUUUCUGCCCCCCAUAAACAGCUUUGCACACGUGACUUCCUGAUUGCAGAUCCAGUGGAUACUUCACAAUUUGCAGCAACUUUUGAUACCACGUAGAGUAGACCACUUCUUUCUUUCUUUCUUUCUUAUUUUUGGUGAGGAAGAUCAGCCCUGAGCUAACAUCUGAUGCCAGUCUUCCUGUUUUUAUGGAGGAAGACUGGCCCUGGGCUAACAUCCGUGCCCAUCUUCCUCUGCUUUAUAUGGGACGCCGCCACAGCAUGGUCUGACAGCUGUGCAUUGGUGCGCACCUGGGAUCCAAACCUGUAAACUCUCAGGCCACCCACGCAGAGCGCAUGCACUUAACUGCUAUGUCACCAGGCUGGCCCCCACUUCUUAAAAAUCUUUUUCCCUUGGUUCCUAUGACACUUCUCUUUCUCAAUUUUUCACCUGUCUCUCCAGUGUCUUUUUACUUUAUUUUGUGGGCUCCCAGCAUGCUGUCUUUGGUGCUUUUUUUUUGCAGCCAUCACAUGUAUAAAUGAUGCCUAAUUCUUCACCCUAGAUCUCCUUGCUGGAUUACUAUAUUCUAUUGCCUACCAAGCAUAAUCUGAUUAUAGUAUAUAUAUUGUAUAAUUAUAUAUUUAUAUAUUAUAUAAUAUAUAUAUUUUUUCAUGCAGUAGUAAUGGCCAUCAUUUUUGAAGGGCUUGCCAUGACCUAGGCAUUGUGCUAUUUUACUUGCAUAUUUAUUAUUUAAUCUUUAAAAAAACCUUGUGAGUGAUUUACUAUUAUUAUUCUCUUGAAAGACUAGGAUAGCUUGAGUGUUUCCAUAAGAAGUAUCUGUUACAGUUGUAGCUAAUGUUUGUUGAUUGAUGCUUGUUCUCUCUAAGGCACUGUUCUCGGUCAUUGAACCCUUACAACAACCCUUUGAGUAGGCGCUGUUAGACUGAUUGUACAGGAUACUGAUUGAGUCAGUGCUUUACAUUACAACUCAAUGCUCUCCGUAAAGCUGAGAUAUGCCCAUUGUGGAGAGUGAAGCCAAAGUAAAAACCAAAGUUCGCUUUGAGGAAUUGCUUAAGACUCACAGUGAUCUAAUACGCGAAAGAAAAAAACUGAAGGAAAAAAUUGGCAAAUCUGGAGAAAAACUCUCACUUGACACUGUUAGAAGCAAUCUUCAGAAAAGUACAGAAACUAAAAGUGGUGAUAUAAGUGCUACUAACACUAAUGAUACAGAGAAGAGCAUGCGAGUCACUAAAAACAAACUAAGGAAUCCACAGUCAACAACUGAAAAUCCAGAGGAUGAUGUUAGUGUAGAGGAAGACAAGCAAGAAAAGGCAAAUAAAAAGGUUCUAAAAGCAGUGCUCCAGGUGACUGCACAAGAAAUGGAACUGGAAACUCCUGAGAAGAAGGUGGAUUCUGCACAUCAGAAAGCAGGAGCAAAGUCACAGCCAGCUGUCACUCAUCAGAAAAGCGAGAAGGCAGAUGACGAAGAGGAACUGAUGCAGGUGUACCAGCUCCAAGUAGCUGAAGAGAUGGCAAAGGAGAUUAAGAAGAAAAUAAGAAAGAAACUCAAAGAACAGUUGACUUACUUUCCCUCAGAUACUUCAUUGCAUGAUGACAAAUUGAGCAGUGAAAAAAGAAAAAAGAAAAAAAAGAAAGUCCCAAUCCUGUCUAAAGCUGAAACAAGUACAUUGCCCAUCUCUGAUGACACAGUUGAAGGUGAACAAAAGAAGGAAUCUCGAGUUGGAACAGUUACUUCAGAUUCUCGUCAAGAUUAUAAAAUAAGCUCAAUGGAACAAACUAUAGAAGACAGCAUGCAAGAUGACACAAAAUGCAAAACAAAAAAAAAGAAAAAGAAGGCUAAAACAGCCCCGCGUGAACGCCAAAAUCUCUGCUGGUUUCUCUGUCCCCCAGUAGGGGCCUUCAGCCAGGGGCCACGCCUGGAUUCUCAACCUCUAGCUGCGCCCAGAAUUGUUUCAGAUGAUAAUGAAGAUACUGAUGGUGAUGGUGUUCAUGAAAUAACAAGCCGAGAUAGUCCAGUUUAUCCCAAAUGUUUGCUUGAUGAUGACCUUGUCCUGGGAGUUUACAUUCACCGAACUGAUCGACUUAAGUCAGAUUUUAUGAUUUCUCACCCAAUGGUAAAAAUUCACGUGGUGGAUGAGAAUACUGGUCACUAUGUCAAGAAAGAUGAUAGUGAACGGCCUGUUUCGUCUUACUAUGAAAAAGAGAAUGUGGAUUAUAUUCUUCCAAUUAUGACCCAGCCAUAUGAUUUUAAACAGUUAAAAUCAAGACUUCCGGAGUGGGAAGAACAAAUUAUAUUUAAUGAAAACUUUCCCUAUUUGCUCCGAGAUUUUGAUGAGAGCCCUAAAGUCAUCCUGUUCUUUGAGAUUCUUGAUUUCUUAAGCAUGGAUGAAAUUAGGAAUAACUCUGAAGUUCAAAACCAAGAAUGCGGCUUUCGGAAAAUAGCCUGGGCAUUUCUCAAGCUUCUAGGAGCCAAUGGAAAUGUAAACAUCAAUUCAAAACUUCGCUUGCAGCUAUAUUACCCACCUACUAAGCCACGAUCUCAAUUAAAUGUCGUUGAGGUUUUUGAAUGGUGGUCAAAAUGUCCGAGAAAUCGUUAUCCAUCAACAUUGUACGUGACUGUAAGAGGGUUGAAAGUUCCAGAAUGUAUAAAGCCAUCUUACCGUUCGAUGACGGCUCUUCAGGAGGAAAAAGGUAAACCAGUGUAUUGUGAACGACACCAUGAGCCCAGCUCAGUAGACACGGAACCUGGAUUAGAAGAUUCAAAGGAAGAAGUCAAGUGGAGACGGCUACCCGGGCAGGCUUGCCGUAUCCCAAACAAGCACCUCUUCUCACUAAAUGCAGGGGAACGAGGAUGUUUUUGUCUUGCCUUCUCCCAUAAUGGAAGAAUAAUAGCAGCAGCCUGUGCCAGUCGGGAUGGGUAUCCAAUUAUUUUAUACGAAAUUCCUUCUGGACGUUUCAUGAGAGAAUUGCGUGGCCACCUCAAUAUCAUUUAUGAUCUUUGCUGGUCGAAAGAUGAUCGCUAUGUCCUUACUGCAUCAUCGGAUGGCACUGCCAGGAUAUGGAAAAAUGAAAUAAACAAUACAAAUACUUUCAGAGUUUUACCUCAUCCUUCUUUUGUUUACACGGCUAAAUUCCAUCCAGCUGUAAAAGAGCUAGUGGUUACAGGAUGCUAUGAUUCUGUGAUACGGAUAUGGAAAGUUGAUAUGAGAGAGGAUGCUGCCAUAUUGAUCCGACAGUUUGACACUCACAAGAGUUUCAUCAACUCUCUCUGUUUUGAUUUUGAAGGUCAUCACAUGUAUUCGGGAGACUGCACGGGGGUGAUUGUUGUUUGGAAUACCUAUGUCAAAGUUAACGAUGUGCAGCAUUCAGUGCGCCACUGGAGUGUAAAUAAGGAAAUUAAAGAGAGUGAGUUUAAGGGGAUUCCAAUAAGCUAUCUGGAGGUUCAUCCCAAUGGAAAACGUUUGUUAAUCCAUACCAAAGACAGUACUUUGAGAAUUAUGGAUCUCAGACUAUUGGCGGCAAGGAAAUUUGUAGGUGCAGCAAAUUACCGAGAGAAGAUACAUAGUACUUUGACACCGUGUGGGACGUUUCUCUUUGCUGGAAGUGAGGAUGCUAUAGUAUAUGUUUGGAACCCAGAAACAGGAGAACAAGUAGCAAUGUAUUCUGACCUGCCAUUCAAGUCACCCAUUCGAGACAUUUCUUAUCAUCCACUUGAAAAUAUGGUUGCAUUUUGUGCAUUUGGGCAGAGUGAGCCAAUUCUUCUGUAUAUUUAUGAUUUUCGUGUUGCCCAGCAGGAGGCUGAAAUGUUCAAACGCUACAAUGGAACGUUUCCGUUACCUGGAAUACACCAAAGUCAAGAUGCUUUGUGCACCUGUCCUAAACUGCCUCCUCAAGGCUCUUUUCAGAUUGAUGACUAUGUCCACACUGAAAAUUCUUCAGUGAAGAUGCAGCAAGUGAAACAGAGACUUGAUUCUGUCACAGAGGUGAUACGAGCCUGUGCUGCAAAGGUCAACAAAAAUCUCUCGUUUCCUUCAACAUCAGCCUCCUCACAACAGUCUAAGUUAAAACAGUCCAACAUGCUGGCCGCUCAUCAGAUCCUGCGUCAGUUUGGUUUCCCUGAGACUGGAUGUUUAAUUCCUGCACAGGCAGAUACUGGGAAUGCAAGAUUCAUUCAUACAUUCAGGAUUAUCAGCAUAGAAGGAAAGCCUUGUAACCAUCAUGUUGAUACAGCACCAACGGUAGUGGCUCUUUAUGACUACACAGCGAAUCGAUCAGAUGAACUAACCAUCCAUCGCGGAGACAUUAUCCGAGUGUUUUUCAAAGAUAAUGAAGACUGGUGGUAUGGCAGCGUAGGGAAGGGACAGGAAGGUUAUUUUCCAGCUAAUCAUGUGGCUAGUGAAACACUAUAUCAAGAACUGCCUCCAGAGAUAAAGGAGCGAUCCCCUCCUUUAACUCCCACAGAAAAAACCAAAAUGGACAAACCUUCUGCGGCUCCUCAAAAGCAGUCAGUCGUUAAGGACAAGUCCCAGGAUUUCAGACUGGGCUCAGAGUCUGUGACACAUUCUGAGGUCGGCAAAGAGCAGAGCCGUGAGGACCGAGGACAUAUAAUGGACAUGCCGGUGAAGAAGAAUGAGCAAACUGGCCGAAAAGUCACCCUAAUAGAGUAAAGAGUUGAAGAAGAAUGAAGAGACAGAGAACCAAGUACACAGAAAUAAAAUGACAAAUUAAACCAAAUGGAAUUUCUCUUCAGAGUUCAGAAUUUUCAUAUACCAAAGAAGGAAAGAAGGAUCCACUACUACUUAUUCUUAUGAAAGAAUCGAGAAAAAUCAGAAGCGAGGUAUGGGUAGAAAAAUAAAUGUGGCCUUUUGAGCUUAAUUGUUAUAAACCAUUGUGAUUGUUGUUGUUCAAAGUAUUGGUUGAUACUUGUAUUUAUGAGUAAUUGCAUCAACAUUACCACUGUUGGAAAACCAGUAAAGAGAAAACUGUAAUUGCUACUCAGCAAAUAUGAAAAAAAGUGUUUGCAUUAUUCAGAUGUCCAUUAAGUAAUCAUUUAAUAUUAUUGUAUCUGUAAUGUGGUUAUACAUGUGAUGUUAUGCUCAGAAUAUGAAGUAUCUGCUUUUGAAAUUUAACUUUAUUUAAAAGAUAAGCAGCUUCAGAAUAUUGUGUAUUCAAAAUGGUCCCAGUUUUAAGAAAGAUAUUAAAAGGGAACAAAUUUGUUUGUUUUGAAUGAUUCAUAUAUGUAACUUGAUACACAUAAACUAAAAGCGGCCUGUGGCUAGACUGGCAACAGUGUUGCAAAUUCCUUUCUGUUUUAAAAAAGCAUUUCAUAUUUGAGCAUAUAAGUGAUUUGUAUGCUAACAUUGUUUAAUAUUUAUUUUAGUUUUAAUAUUUGUUUUUAAAUUAUUACAUUGCAUUAUUUAUUUAUUUAGUUCUAGAAUAACGGUAUCAUUACUAUGUGACUAUAGAUUUUGAAGUGUAAUGUUAUAAUAGGAAAGUUCAUUUCUUUGUUUUUUUCUUGCCCGUUCUUUCUCAACUGUGUGAUUAUAAGUCUGUCAAUAAAAUAUUUAACCCCAAGAAGGUCAAAACUAAUAUAAAAUUAGAAAACUUAUUUACCAAAUUAGACAAUUGAUUCCAUUAAAAUAAGAAGUGAGAAAAACAGUGUUGGGCAUUGGGGUGUAAAUUUUGCCCAGAUGUAUACUCGAUGUGAAAUAUCUUCUAGUAAAAAUAUAUUUGGCUCUUAUCCCUGCACAUGUUAUAGAGGCAUGAAAAUUGAUAAACAUGCCCUGCUGUGUAGAACUCAAA
Diceros bicornis minor is the source of this 6794-nucleotide messenger RNA. It is a transcript of the gene AHI1, whose product is annotated as Abelson helper integration site 1. NCBI's taxonomy places the organism in Eukaryota, Metazoa, Chordata, Mammalia, Perissodactyla, Rhinocerotidae. Gene Ontology annotation, cellular component: ciliary basal body. Gene Ontology annotation, molecular function: protein binding. The record is from RefSeq and is a predicted model, not a curated record. The coding region runs from base 1985 to 5659 and encodes 1224 amino acids. Gene Ontology annotation, biological process: motile cilium assembly. The transcript is spliced from 28 exons.